AUGUUAAGCUUAUGGAGCACUUUCGAUUCCGAAGUGCGUUUCGAGAUCAGCCACUCAAGUACGAUUACGUGUGUUGCAUUUAAGCAGGCCAAGUCACGACGACUAUCGGAACUGUUUGAGGACAUCGAGGUUGACGCAGAAGAUCUCGCCGUAGGUGACGAUCUCGGGAAUAUUUGGUAUUACUCUGUUGAGUGGCCGCACGACGAAGCGAGAGAUCGCCUCGGCUGUAAUGGAAGAGUGACCUUACUUGCCAAAAUCUCGGCGCAUACUCAACAGAUUUGUGGUAUAGCCUGGUCACCAGACGGAGCAUAUUUGGCCACUGGCGGAAACGACAACGCAUGUCUCCUCUUUGAACUUUCUGACACCAUCCCUGCACGAGAGUUAGGUGUUUCUUCUAGAGCCUGCUUGCCGCACCAGAAUUGUCACCCGGAAGGAAUGAGUUGCCCGAAUUCAUUCUCGUGCUUCGCUGCCAAUGCUAGCCGGCGGAUCUUUAACCAGCGCAAUCUUUUAAGCAACCUGCUUCCGACCUGGACCACUUCACGGACUAGGUCACUAUCAUCUUCUCUCCCUUCUGUCUUGACCCAUACUGGAUCUGUCAUCUCAGGUGGUGACCGAACUGUUUUUGUUCCAUCGAACCGCCAAAAGCAUAGAUUGAUUCAUUCCGCAGCGGUUAAGGCUAUCGCCUUUGCACCCUGGCAGCCGUCUUUACUUGCUACUGGAGGAGGAUCUAACGACCGGGCUAUUCAUUUUUUUCAUACUCCUUCAGGUGCCUGCCUCGCUACUAUUAAUGUAUAUGCGCAGGUUACUAGUCUCAUCUGGAGCAAGACACGGCGAGAACUCGUUGCUACUUUUGGUUUCGCACAACCUGAACAUCCAUUCCGGAUUGCGGUCUUUUCAUGGCCAAGCUGUGAGCAAAUAGCAGCGAUACCGUGGGGACCCCAUGGGACUAGCUGGGAUAGACCAGCUAAUGACACUGUCGUUGAUUGUGGUCGUGCACUUUGCGCCGUUAGCUAUCCCGGACGACCUCCAACUUAUCUGCACGACGGGCUAGAUAUUUCGGAAGACUCUUCAAGUUCAAUCCCGCAAUCCCACGGUAGUUUAACGAGGCGAGGCCGGGACGGGACAUCUCGAUGUCUAAUCGGGCGAGUGCUUGUGCGUCCUCGAGCCAAAGAGGGUGGUUUGUGGUGUUCAAGGACUGUGGAAGAAGGAUGUAUCAUUGUCGCGUCUAGUGACCAGAGCGUCAAGUUCCACGAGGUGUGGAGCGGCUCUAAGAAGCACAAGUCCUCAGCGUCAGGCCCCUACGGGGGAAGUGAGAUACUUGAAGGGCUUGAAGGGCUCGAAAACCCGGGGCGCGAGAUAAUUCGCUGA
Messenger RNA from Aspergillus calidoustus, 1368 nucleotides. The record is from the annotation of a GenBank genome assembly. Lineage: Eukaryota; Fungi; Ascomycota; Eurotiomycetes; Eurotiales; Aspergillaceae.